Messenger RNA from Acaulospora morrowiae, 2469 nucleotides. Lineage: Eukaryota; Fungi; Glomeromycota; Glomeromycetes; Diversisporales; Acaulosporaceae. The record is from the annotation of a GenBank genome assembly.
AUGUCCCAAAUGCCAGAGCCACUACAAUCUCGACAAAAUAACUUUUUACCUUCCGCUGAGCGGUUCAAUCCUACCGAUAACCAAACUUUUGCUCAUCAUGUGCAAACUUUAUAUAAGCUUGAAGCACCAAUUUCCAAUAUUUACCUUGCUUUAUCAACCGAACGCCCUGUGUCAAAUCUUAUAGAAACUUUCAAUAACACCGUAGAACAGAUCGACCAAUGGCUAGUACAUGCUAAUGGUGCUAUUCUCGCACUAGAACUUGACGUUCGGGAAGGAAUGAACGUUAAAAGCGUGGGUGAAAUGGACAUAUUAAUACAUAAAUUCGCACCGAAUGUUGACGACUUGUUGCAAGAGCUGCUAAAAUCAAUUUUCAAUAACCUUAAGGACGCUGAUGACGAGGGGAAGCGAAAAGAAAUUCAGGAUACCUUCGAUAGAAUAAACGCUGACUGGGUAGAAGUAAAGACAUUCUUUGGAAGAGUUAAGAAAGAGAUGUCAGAGUCAAAACAAAGACGCGAACUUUUGGACACAAUGAAUCAUAUAAUAACUUCUAUAGAAGAACUGAAUACAAGCAUAUUUGAAUAUCAAGAACAAAGAUUAAGCGGUUUUGGUGAAGGAGUCAACGAAAACUUAUCUUUUCCUAAGCUAAGUUCCAGUCCAACCACACGCAGUAGAUCGAUUACUCCUGCAGCACUUAGCAAUCUAAGUAAUAAUUCUCACAGCAACGAAUUAAGCUCACGAGCCGAGAGUGCUUUAAGGCAGCUGGACUCUCGAUUAGAACCCCUAGCUGCACGUAUAGAAUAUUUGAGGUCUCGAUUAUCUGCUCCUAAUGCACCUUCGGAUCCUAAUGGUGUAUUGGCGAAAAAAAACAGCAUUUUAUCAGGUAAAUGGGAUGCACUGAAAAAAGAAAUGGAAACGUUGAGAGAAGAAUUGAAAGAAGAUAGAUGGUUAGGAGUCUUUAAACAGGUAACAGGUAAUGCGAGUCAUAUGAUGGACUCGCUCGAGAAAGCAGUUAAACAAUGCAAGGACUUUAUGACAAGAGCUCUUAGCCGAGUAGAUUCCCCUUUAGCACUAAAAUUAUUACAGCAAAAUAGAGGAGCACCGAUACCAUCUAGAUACAACCAAAGGACUUACUUGCAACAGCAACAAUCGCUAUCACAACCCCCUAUAGCUAUAUCAUCUAAAAAUUUCCAAAGACUUUAUAAGAGCUUCGAUGCUAAACGAAAAUAUUAUGUUCCUGCGGUAACCAAAAUGCUCACAAUGCUCGCAAAUGGUAUUAAUCAACAAAUGACUAGGGAUUUGGAAGCUAUCAAAAAGUAUAAAUCCAUGAAGGAACGCUGGGACAAUAUACUGGAUGGCGUAGAAGAAGUUCAACGUGAUAUGCCAGGACUAGAAUCAUUGAUGGAGCAUUCUUACAUGUCCAAUAAUUCACCUCCUUCGUCGAGACCCUCGUCCAGAGCAUCUUCGCCACCGAUGUCACCAAACAUGAAACCAACAAGAGGAAUGUUUUCACCAGAAUCCGGUUCUCCAAGAGGGCAAAGAUCGUUGUCCCCAUAUGGAGUAAUGCCUCCACUAGAACAUCAUGAACCUUCUGUAUCUCCAUCACGCAAUAAUGCUAGAUCGCCAUCUUUAAGAUCCAAAUCUCCAUCCCCUCGAGCUAUGAGUCCAUUCGGUGGACGUAAUUAUUUGACUCCUAAUGGUCGCCGCGCGGAAAGCCCACCACCACCUCAUUACGAACGACAACAAUGGAACGCACAAUAUAACAAUUCUUUAUACAAUAACUCGCAUUACAACCAGUCAUAUAAUAAUCACAACGGUUCUUAUUAUCGCGAUCAUACCAUCUCACCUCAACCGAGGAACGGACGAUCUGAUUCACCUAUAAGGUCAUCUUCAAAUCGAUCAAUAUCCCCAGAACGUUCGUCUGCUUCUGCCAUACCACGACCUGUUACAAGUAUGGGAAUUAUUAAUAGAACAUCUUCACGGGCUGGUAUAAGAUCGCUUCUACCGAAACCGAGUACGCCACAGCCAGGCAUGGCAUCUAUGUAUCAUAAUGGAAUGGCAUCCCCUCCACCAGUGUUACGACGACUACCAGUAAGAUCCCCCACUCCAUCUUCACAAACCAGCAGUCCAUCUAGGCCAAUCACACCUGAACAUUAUGAUGAUCCUAUGGCUCCAUUAUCGAAAAUGAAUAAUCGAUCAGAUAAAUAUGUUCCUGUGAAAAGUGACACACUUGAUGUUGAGGUCGCAAAGAUUGUUAAUAACUCACCAAUUCACGUAAAAGUUGAAAGAGCACCGGGUGGUGGUGGUCGAUAUUUCUUUGGUAAUGGAGAACCUGGACGCGAGAGAAAAGUUCACAACGUCAAAUUAACGAGUAAUGGAAAUAAAGUCAUGGUUAGAGUGGGUGGUGGUUGGACAGAGUUAGAUAUGUUCUUAUUGGAUCAUAGUCUAAUGAAUAGUGUGAGAAAUUUAUAA